CAUCGUGUGAGGCUCCACCGUCCGUGGUACAGUAUGAUGAUGUGAUUGAAGAACCACUACAGAGACUGCAAAAACUGAGUACUGCUAUCGGUGGCGACUUACAGAUUGUGGGUGACAAAAUACUGACACUUUUCAAUGAGCAGCGCAAUUUUAUCUGGGCAGCAGCCGGACAAAAAGAGCCUCCAGCGAACGAGCUACAAGCGAAACUUGGCCCAAUCGUUAAGUUAAUGGAAGAAAUUUCAACAUUCAAAGAGUCCAAGAGAAAUACACCGUUGUUCAAUCACAUCUCAGCGGCAAGCGAAGGAAUCCAGGCACUUGGAUGGCUUACUGUUGUGAGUGUUUUUUUUUUUUUUGUAUUUUACAUAACUGUUAGUUUGACUUUUUGUGUUCUCUUCUAUGCCUUAAAUUAA
Molecule: messenger RNA, 410 nt
Organism: Gongylonema pulchrum
Lineage: Eukaryota; Metazoa; Nematoda; Chromadorea; Rhabditida; Gongylonematidae
Source: the annotation of a GenBank genome assembly